This is a messenger RNA of Chenopodium quinoa (quinoa), 2058 nucleotides long. RefSeq names its product phytochrome A-associated F-box protein-like. The coding region runs from base 349 to 1413 and encodes 354 amino acids. The transcript has a single exon. The record is from RefSeq and is a predicted model, not a curated record. Gene Ontology annotation, molecular function: protein binding. Lineage: Eukaryota; Viridiplantae; Streptophyta; Magnoliopsida; Caryophyllales; Amaranthaceae.
UACAACAUUAUUAUAUUCUUUUAAUACCACAUGCUUUAAUACUGACCAGAAAAAAACCAUCAGAACACCAAACUUUCACACUCACAUACACCCAACAAAGAUAAAUUAAAGUACCCCACCUUAACUUUGCUUAUUUGGACCAGAUAUUGACACGAUACCAACAUUUUUCUUCAUGCAUUUCCCUCCACAAAUUUCCCAACUUAACUAACACCAAACACCCUCUCCAUUUUCUCCGCUUCAUCAUCAUCAUAAUCUCUUUCUCUUUCUUUCCUCUUGUUUUCUCCUCCAUCUAAAUCCCCACCACACCACCACCGUCAGAGUCUAAAAUCAACGAUAACCGUCUCGUCAAUGACAGACACCACCUUCUCAAAGCUAUCCGACGACGUAACCCUUAAGAUAUUCUUCUUAUUAGAAGAUGAUCCGCGUCACUGGGCGCGUUUGUCUUGCGUUUGUAAGAAGUUUAGCUCAUUGAUAUCUACGGUAUGUUGUAGAUCAAAAUGUCUAAGUUUUCUUCCUUCUGUUUCUUCCGAUCUUCUUUCGGUAUCGUCUUCGGACGGUUGGGAUUCUUUGUUGAAGAGCGCUGUUUGCUGCCCUGGUCUCCUCCAUGCCGGGGUUUUGCUCGAUAACUCCGAUUUCGGUCUCGGCCGCGAAAUCGGAGCUACCGAGGAAUAUCUACAACUCGAAACCCUAAUCCAAACCAAAACCGAAACCAAUACGAUAUCUGAUUCGUUGUUGUCGUCGUCAACAUCAGAACUAGCAACCGUCAAGGAUGACAAUGGUAUUGAAACACAAAUUGUAACAGAUAUUAACUCAAAUGAAAUCGAUAGUGGUAAUAAUGAUAACCCCGAGUUUGGGGGUUGGUCAUUAUACGAUGAUUUGUACUUCGAUACAAUCUACGAUAACUCCGAGUCCACCACCCCUAUGGAGAUAACCACAGGGCUGUCGAAUCUGGACUCGGAGUUUAUUGUUACAAACAAUGAAAACAAUGAGGCGGCCAAGAGACGUAAGGUCUCGAGGCCGCAACGGUCUCACCUGGCUUCAGGAGUGUGGAACCUGAGUAGGGAACAAGGAAGUAAGUUGUUAGCGAGUCGAUUUCGAGACGAUUGUUUGUACAUAAGUGAAUGGCCAGGGUGUGUUCAUAUUGAGGACAAGCGGAAUUACAUGUUGUUUAGAGGAGUUUUUAAGAACUUCAAGCGAACCCGAGUGUGGCGAACGAUAAACGACGGGAAUCGGAGUAGUAUUGAUCUAAACUGUGCGUUUUGUAGUUGUAAAGAGACGUGGGAUUUGCACUCAGCGUUUUGUUUGAAGAGAGGGUUUGGGUUUCAUGAUGAUGGAGAGCCUGUUGUUAGAGCUUAUGUUUGUGAAAAUGGUCAUGUUUCUGGUGCUUGGACGGAUUUGCCCUUGUACACUUGACUUGAGCGGCUUUCGUGGUGAGGGUAGUAUGGGAAUUUCAUCUUUAAUUGAAAGAGGGCUAUUUUUUUAAUUUUUUUUUCGAGGAAAUAGAGGAAGGUAACUUGACAAAUUUGAUUGCAAUAUUUUUGCUUGUUAUUUUAUCAUUAGUAUUUUAUGAAUUAAUAAUCCUUUUUUUUUUAAACCUGUAUUAAUAAUCCUUUAAAUAUAUAAAUAUUUUUUGUUGUUGAUUGAAGAAAUUUAAUAUAAUUGAUUUAUUCAUUUUGAUAUUUGGUUGAGGUUACAUGAUGAUACAGGUACAGAGUAGUCUAAAAAAACAAAAUCCAUCUUUUCUUAAUUUUUUGCCCCAUUACAAAUAAUGGGUUAAACAUAAAAAAAUUUGACAAAUUCUCAUUAAUUGAUAAGAGGUACUCCGUAUUAUAGUAAUGUGAGCUUGUCUUGUUGGAUUCGUUUCAUUAUACUCCCUCCGCAUUUAGUUAUUUGCAACAAUUGUACUUUUUACGGACUGUUAGGCAAAACUUCUUAAGCAUGACUACUGAAAAUUAAAAGGAGAGGGAAGGGAUAAUUAAUCCCACAUCCACGCAACCCCCACCACUGACCUAGAACCACCACGAACUCAGACCACCGACACCCACCACGAACUCAGAC